Molecule: messenger RNA, 436 nt
Organism: Blastomyces gilchristii SLH14081
Lineage: Eukaryota; Fungi; Ascomycota; Eurotiomycetes; Onygenales; Ajellomycetaceae
Exons: 2
Coding region: 1-402 (133 amino acids)
Source: RefSeq, a predicted model, not a curated record
AUGGUCAUCUUGCCAGGAUGGCCCGGUGUUCUCUUUCCUUUAGCUCAUUCCUUUAUGUACGGAGGCAUACAGCUCGCUGAAGCUAUGCUGCACCGGGUUGUCAGCCAGUUCUGGUCCAUGGGUUCGUUCAGAAGACCGGGUUUUGAACUUACAUGUGAAAAGUGUUCAUGUGUUUUUGCGCUGCACAAGUAUGUACUGUACAUACAUAUGCCGGACAAAAUGACAACGGACUCAAGGCUUUGCCUUCCAUGUUUCUGUUUCCCUCAUCUUGAUUUGUAUUUUUUUUGUGCGUGCAUGGCAGGUUUUGAACGGUGCCACGAGGGCCAGGGGGACAGGGGUAUCGGGCCAAAUUACCAGCUUUUUGGAGAUCUAUCUCGGCGGACUGGUGUCUCAGCGUCAUAGAAAAUAUUAACGCAGGGAGACUUGCGGAAGAGGA